Messenger RNA from Gongylonema pulchrum, 375 nucleotides. The record is from the annotation of a GenBank genome assembly. NCBI's taxonomy places the organism in Eukaryota, Metazoa, Nematoda, Chromadorea, Rhabditida, Gongylonematidae.
AUGAGUGCAUUCCAGGUACUUCAUAGUGAUAGUGUAGCUUCUUUCGGUGAUGGCAGCGAUAGUAGCUUUGAACAGGUCUUCUUCUACAAUCCAUCAACACGUACAUCAGUAUGGGAAAGACCACCGGACCUGUAUAAUCGGCCAGAUGUUGAUUUAUUGGUCUCAAAACCUCCGGAAGAAAAAAAGCCAGAUGCCGCGAAAGAAACGGACGACGAUCGGGGAUCGGCAACUUCCGAGGGCAGCGAUAACGAUGAAGAAAAUGCCCCGCCGGCUGCCAAGAAAAGCAGAAAAGAGAAAAAAUUAGAAAAGCAACGCUUGGAACAGCUGGCUGCAAAGAAGGAAAAAGACAGGCCAAGACAAAUGCUCGAAAAGCAG